CCCCACUUUUCUCCGCACCAAAUCACUGACUUCUCUUUCUCCGUAUCUUUCUUCAGCUCCUAAAACCCAGAACCUUCUUUUUCCGGCGAGGGAAGAGCUUCCUCAGCCCUAAUCGCUAAAUCGAUGAAAUUAUGCUCCCAACGUUUAACGGUUUAAAGAUCAUUCCAAAAACUCAACCUUUUGCGUGUCUCCUCUCGCCAUGACCCUAAUCUCAAGAUUUUUGAUCUCUAGAGUGAUUAGUAGAACUCUGUUUUCGAAUCAGAAUAAUAGAACAGCUAUUAAUGUUUCUGUAAAGUUGCCACAAUUCAGAAUUCAGAGUAAUGGAUAUCACACAUUGGGUCUUCUUCAUAAUGUUAAAGGAAGGUUUUUAGGUAGUAAUCAUCAUCAGCUUGCGCGUAGGAGCUAUUCGAUUGCAGUUGCGAGUAAUGUAGUUAAGCAACAUGCUCAAGUCUCUUGGGGAAGGCUUGUACAGAGAGUAACUCUGAGUCGUAGUUGGAACUUACCUCGGAUAAGUCAGAUUGCUCAAGCGUGUAGCUUGUCUUUAGCCCGUUCGCACUUCUUGUUACCUGGUUUAUUGGCUCUUACCUAUAGACAAGUGGCGUAUGCGCAAAGGGUGGUUCCAAAUCCUGUGGUCUAUUCUCCUUCACACAUUUCUCCUUAUAGGAGUUCGAUAAACUUCCCUAUCGUUCUCUCGUCUUUAGUGUUUUCUGCGGUCAAGGGUGUUGUUCUGAUCGGGAGAGCUCUUUAUUUAGCAAUUUUGUUUUCUCCAAAUGUUAUUAUGGCGUUGUUGGGAUUUGCUUGCGGGCCUCGUUACAGACAGCUGCAGUAUGAGGUCCUCCAUCGAACUCUGGAGAAAGCAGGUCCUGCUUUUAUCAAAUUUGGUCAAUGGAUUGCUACGCGACCUGAUCGGUUUAAUAAGGAUUUGUGUUUGCAGCUUUCAAAGCUUCACAGUAAUGCUCCUGAGCACAGUUUUGCGUUCACCAAAAAGAGCAUUGAAAAUGCAUUUGGUCGUAAACUCUCUGAGAUAUUUGAGGAAUUUGAUGAGGCGCCAGUGGCAUCUGGGAGUAUAGCUCAAGUACACCGAGCUUCCUUGAAGUUUCAGUAUGCAGGACAAAAGGUGAAGUCCUCGGAAGUUGCUGUGAAAGUUAGACAUCCUUGUGUUGAGGAAACGAUGAAGCGAGAUUUUGUGAUAAUUAAUUUCGUGGCGAGGCUAACCACUUUUAUUCCGGGGUUAAAUUGGCUUAGAUUGGACGAGUGUGUGCAACAGUUUAGUGUCUACAUGUUGUCCCAAGUUGAUCUCUCAAGGGAAGCUUCUCAUUUGAGUCGGUUUAUAUAUAACUUCCGUGGAUGGAAAGAUGUCUCUUUUCCUAAGCCCAUCUAUCCUCUAAUACAUCCCGCUGUUUUAGUCGAGACGUAUGAGCACGGAGAGAGUGUGGCUCGUUAUGUUGAUGGCUCCGAAGGACAAGAAAAACUUAAGGCUAAAGUAGCUCAUAUCGGAACUAAUGCUCUCUUGAAAAUGCUCCUGGUCGACAACUUCAUUCAUGCUGAUAUGCAUCCUGGGAAUAUUCUUGUCCGGCCAAACAAUACUAGAAGAGGUCUAUUCAGAUCGAGGAAGCCACACAUCGUUUUCCUAGAUGUGGGCAUGACUGCAGAACUUUCAAAAACUGACCGAGAUAACCUACUCGGAUUUUUCAAGGCCGUUGCACGUAGAGACGGCCGGACUGCUGCUGAACGAACACUUAAAUUAUCUAAACAACAGAAUUGUCCUGAUCCACAGGCCUUUAUCAAGGAAGUAGAAGAAGCAUUUACAUUCUGGGGAACAGAGGAAGGGGAUCUAGUCCAUCCAGCGGAUUGUAUGCACGAACUAUUCGAGAAAAUGAGGAGUCAUAGAGUUAAUAUCGACGGCAAUGUGUCCACCGUCAUGUUUACAACAUUAGUUCUCGAGGUGAGUUUAAAUCUCUUAUCAUCCCAUAGAACCACGAAGAACACUCGCCUUUUGGAUUAUUAUUGACCUAUGAACUUUAGCUAGAGUUGAUUACAUCAGUAUUUUAGAGCCAGUCUCUUGAUGGUUUAAAGUUUGCUUCAAAUCUAACAACACUGAGGUUUGUGCUUAACUUUCCACGUUUUCAGGGUUGGCAACGGAAACUGGAUCCAGGAUACGAUGUGAUGCGUACGCUACAAACAAUGCUGCUGAAAACGGAUUGGAUGAAAUCACUUUCUUACACGAUCGAUGGACUUAUGGCUCCGUAGAUUGAAAAGGUUCAAUCUUUGAUUCUUUUACCCAUUUAACACUUGAGAGCCACAUUUUUGUUUUGUUGCCUUAGGAUGUGAAGAAGAACCAAAACAUAUAUUUUAGAGAAAAACAAAGGAAAAGUCCUUUACUGUUUUGUCUUCUUCUUAUCUUUUGCUUAUUCUUUGAUUAUUCUUUUUGCUAGAAAUUGGAAUUCUUCAUCAUUCUAAAACAGAGAAUUUGUAUUUUGGGUAUAUAUCAGUUUUGAAUUUCCUCGAAGCUCAAAG
Molecule: messenger RNA, 2517 nt
Organism: Arabidopsis thaliana (thale cress)
Lineage: Eukaryota; Viridiplantae; Streptophyta; Magnoliopsida; Brassicales; Brassicaceae
Product: Protein kinase superfamily protein
Exons: 4
Coding region: 200-2011 (603 amino acids)
Source: RefSeq, marked reviewed